GGUGUACAGCAGCGCUGUGUGUUGGUGUGGGGUCCCUUUUUAAUCUACAAAGCAAAGCUGCUGAAAAAUAACACUUCCCCAACCCACAAACCAAAGGAGACGAGCUGAAAAAAAUGGAAGAUGCCUUUUAUGGACAGCCCCCCCCGCACACAAUAGAACCCAAGGACGAGAGGCUGGGACACGCCACCAUUAUUUUGGUGGCAGUGGAGACUUUCGGGCUCAUCAUGGAUGUAGUGGCCCUCCCCGCCUGCCGCCGCGAAACCCAACUUUGGCGACGUUCAAUCUGCAUGCACGCGGAGAUCGAUCCCUGCAAGCGGAGCCGGUAAACGCGCGCUCUUAACAAUCGCGUUUCUGUCGACGCGACAAUUUAAGCGGGCGGCUGGAAUUUGAACUGCUUUGGAAAAGCGGCUGGGGGGGGGGGGGGGAGACGCACCACCCUGGCAUCUACUGAGCCAAGCCGCUUCAACCUGUGCCGCUUCCAUCGGUAGAGAACCACGGAGGGUGUCGAAGCGACGCCACAGCAAUGUACGAUCGCAUGGUGAGGAGUUUGCGUCCAGAGAUGUACGGUGUCGUUCGCUCCGAGGCCGAGGAGGGCAUGGCACUGAAGGGCGUCUCCGCGCAGAACGGCCACCCGAGCGGCAACAAACUCUACCGGCGGCCCGCGCCGGGGCGCAGCCGCUUCGUCAAGAAGACGGGGCAGUGCAACGUGCACUUCGUGAACGUGGACAACCGGCCGCGACGCUUCCUCUCCGACAUCUUCACGACGUGCGUGGACGUGCGCUGGCGCUGGAUGUUCCUCAUCUUCUCGCUCGCCUUCGUGCUGUCCUGGCUGGCCUUCGGCCUCGGCUUCUGGCUGCUGGCGUGGCUGCACGGCGACACGGCGCGCCCCCGCGACUCCCCCGACGGCGAGCCGUGCGUCGCCAACGUGGACGGCUUCACGUCGGCGUUCCUCUUCUCGCUCGAGACGCAGACCACCAUCGGCUACGGCUACCGCUGCGUCACCGAGGAGUGCCCGGCCGCCGUGCUGCUCGUCGUGCUGCAGUCGGUCGCCGGCUGCAUCGUCGACUGCUUCGCCAUCGGCGCCAUCAUGACGAAGAUGGCACGCCCCAAGAAGCGGGCGCAGACGCUCGUGUUCAGCCGCCACGCCAUCGUGGCGAUGCGCGACGGCAAGCUGUGCCUGGCGUGGCGCGUGGGCAACCUGCGGCGCAGCCACCUGGUCGAGGCGCACGUGCGCGCCCAGCUCGUCCGGCCGCGCGUCACCGAGGAGGGCGAGUACAUCCCGCUCGACCAUCAGGACCUCAACGUGGGCUACGACCAGGGCCUCGACCGCAUCUUCCUGGUGUCGCCCGUGAUGAUCGUGCACGUGAUCGACGAGGACAGCCCGCUGUACGCGAUGAGCAAGCGCGACCUGGACGCGGAGGACUUCGAGAUCGUGGUGAUCCUCGAGGGCAUGGUGGAGGCGACCGCCAUGACGACUCAGGCGCGUACCUCCUACCUGUCCAGCGAGGUGCUGUGGGGCCACCGCUUCGAGCCCCUGCUCACCGAGGAGAAGGACAACUACCGUGUGGACUUCUCAAAGUUCCACGACACCUAUGAGGUGGCGACGCCGCUCUGCAGCUCCAAGGACCUCGCCGAGAACAAAUACGUGGUACCGUGCGGUGACUUCUCGUACGAGAACGAGCUGAACCUGGGCCGGGGUGGCGCGCCGGUGCCGGACGUGGCCGAGCAGAAGAGCCUCGUGCGGCCACUUUCAGGCCUGCACGAGGGGCGGCCGUCGCAGGCCACCGUCCCACUCGACGAGGGCCAGCAGCGGCGAGAGUCGGAGAUUUGAGCGCGCAACCCUCGGUGCGGUUCACUGUGGAAGGGCAACGCGACGAUGUCGGACGCUAGUUCGUCAAGGCCACCGCUCGCGGACUUGCCACCGCUGUCAGGUGGUGGGCACGUCCCGUCGCACAAAGGGUGACCGACCCGCCACGGGGGCCCCCUGACCCUCGUGGCCCGAGGCGGGAGUGUCGCGAGCCAAGUACUACUGAGUCGGUCCCCGCAAAUGAAUUAUUGUGCACCUCAGGUCUGAAGUCGGGUCGCAGCUCGGCGAAGAGGUCGGGGCCGGACAGCUGAAUGGGACGGCCUUUGGGGGGGGGGGGGGGGCAUGUGCCUUGUCCUGUCGGUGCCGCCGUGGCUCGCCAUGGCCGUGGCUCGCCGUGGCUCAUCGUGAGCGGGCACUUUUAGUCGUCCUUGGAUAAAAAGGGGGGGGGGGGGUCGCCUCCUGCGAUUCGCAAAAAAAUAAACACUGACUGUCCUGGUGAAGUCUCCCCCAGCGUGGGAGAAGAUCAUCUGUACUUUUUAUUGCCAAAUGCUGCUACAUUUUAGAUCUUUGGUCUAGCAUGCUAUUUUUUAAAACUCUACUAACUACUAUUAUUAUUAUGAAACGUGUCUUUUUACUUUCGAUGUGAACUUUUGUUUUAAAAGGAAUAAACUCCCUGUCGUACUUUAGCUCGUGCAACAAAGAAAAAGGUGUUCAAGCUGGAGUCCAAAAAAAAAUUGUGCGAAGAGGACAAUUCACCUGUGGGUCCGUUUUUUGUUUUCUUUUUACCCGUCGCCGCCGUGACCGCCUCGUUUCUCACGACGAUCGCGUGUACAUUGCGAAAUGUUUUUUCUCGCAAGUCUCCCUUUCUUUCACUCGCACGCUCUCACUCACUCGGUUCUCUCUCUCUCUCUCACUCCGGGAGAGCGUCUUUUUCGACGCGGCUCGACAAAGGCCCGCGUUGUUUUUCGUGCACAAAGAGGUCCCUGUGUGUGUGUGUGUGUGCGCGGCUUCUCCGCCGACACUGGCUCCCGUGCGAAUGUGAAACGUGUCUCCGCACCCCACACUGCCCCCCCCGCCCGCUUCACAAAAACCCGAUAGCAGCACGCAACCGAGAUUAAUUUCGGACAUUGGCAUCUGGCAGCCAGCUCUGAUAUCUAAACUGGGGCUAAACAAUACCCGGAGUCGAGGAAGUUACGUCAGCAGGGAUGGGUUAUGCCUGCGGAGAUUAAUUACCGAAAAAUGAAAUCUAAAUUCGAAUCUGUCGUCGAUGAAGAGGCACACCCCCGGCGAGGUGAACUGUGCAUGGCGUUGUCCAGACCACCCGCUCAUAAGGAACUGACUGCGAUGGUGGCCAUUUUGUCCGCCGCUGGGAUGGCCACGUUUUCUCAACGGUUUUUUUCAGUUGGUGGUUCUAAAGGGACGACACGUGGCCACACACUGUCACACGUUUGUCUGGAUAAGGCCUAAGAGCUUUGUUCGUUCAGUGCUGCAAGCACGCGUUUUGCGCGUGCGUGCGGACGCGCUUGUUGUUAAAUCUGUGAAAUUGACCAGCAGUUUCUCAACGUCCACAGGGCACAUUAUGUUGCAAUAGAAGUUGGCGUCAUAGAUAUUACACUACAAGCGGCUGUGUGUGUGUUAUGCAUGCACGUGUACAUUAAUGAAGGCGGUUUUAUAGACUUUAUACAGAGUGCUAUCCAUGCAAACAUCUAUUUUUCACAAUUAUUGUUAAAACCGCUUGAAAGAGGUUUUAAAAUCGGUAUCGGCGUGCCCGCGUGAAAUGCAAAUUAAAUUUUUUGGUGUUUUUUUUUGAAUCCCCGGCAUUUUUUUUAUUUCUGGGGCAAGGAACUUGGCAGUGUCGGCAUGCCUCCCCCCCUCCCCCCCCCCAGUUGAAUUCCAGCCUCUGCUCAUACCAGAGGUGUGGACUCGAGUCAUGUGACUUGGACUCGAGUCAGACUCGAGUCAUGAAUUUGAUGACUUGAGACUCGACUUGGACUUGCAUAACAAUGACUUUGUCCCACCUCUGAGGUGUGGACUCGAGUCAUGUGACUUGGACUCGAGUCAGACUCGAGUCAUGAAUUUGAUGACUUGAGACUCGACUUGGACUUGCAUAACAAUGACUUUGUCCCACCUCUGGCUCAUACUGUUGUACUUGGCUGCCCUUCAUCACUAUCAAGCCGUUCCCACCUAAAUAAAGUGCCCCGGGCGAUUCUCAUGAGAUUGGAGGAGGAAGGGUUGAACGACAACUGCUACUUGGCUGUCACUCUACGUGGCUGUCAUGCCCAAAAACAGGCAGGUUUAUCUAUUUUUUUUUGCACAGAACGACAAAAAAAAGUUGCGUAACCGAGCGGCCGCACAUCUCCCUAUCCGGUUAAGCGUCCACACCCGGUGUGGUAUUUUCUGCACGGUCUAAGCUGUCACUUUCUGAGGCGAGACGUUCACGAAUUUGGACCCCUACAGACGCAGCACAAGCGUCUGUACGUAUGCAUUACGUUGAAUUUCUUUCUUGCAGUGCGCAAGCCAACCGUGCUAAUCGUUUCUUAAUAUCGCGUACGCAAGUUCACUUCUAAAGCACGGUCAAGCAUUUCCCCCCCCCUCUACCUCCAGCGUGUUCGAAGGGGCUUGUGAUUAGCUGUUGUGUCCCGUAGCCUAUUGGCGCACGGCUGGGUAGCGGACUUACGGCUGUGAACGUAACCGAAUGUAUCACGUGUAUGUUGAACUUCUUUCGCACCGUACGUAGCCAGCCGCACUAAUCGGAAGUGCUGUUACCUCCUCCACGAGCGAGGCCGGCUAUGCGACUUUGCCCUUUAUGUUCUACGAGUUCCAAUAAUUUCGGCUCCCCCCCCCCCCCUGCAUUUGUCGGCCCUAUAAAUAUUUAUUUAUUUUGCUUCUAAAAAUAAGCGUGUAACAGAACCUCUCUACCCCUUCAAUCGCAGAUUGAAAAUAACAUGGGUUUUAACCGAUAUAAAUAAUAUUUUUUUUCUCCUGCUUUAAAUAUAUUUCUUUGUUGCUGUUAUGUAAUUUGUACCUAAAACAAAUAUAUAUUCUUGUGCCAACAUAGUCACUUGAUGAUAUUAAGUGCCUUAAUCGAGAUCUGUGUUUUGAAAAAACAAUAUUCCGUGCAGUUUCAGUGUGGUUUUUAUACAUGGCAAUGCCUAUGUACUGUACAGUACAUAUAUUGUCCAUGAAGCGUUUGAUGUUUCGGUACGUGCAAACUGUGUCUCAUGAGGCUAAGGCCAUGGAACUUGACUAAAAAAGCCCGAGGAUAUGAAAGUCUUAAGUUUAGCGUCACCACUCUGUCACUGUAAAGAGAGGUGUAUGCGGCAAUUCACUGUAUUUCUGAAUGCACAGUGUCCGAGCGGAAAUAUGAUGGAGUUUAAAAAAAAAAAGUUAAAUUAUUGAAAAUAUAAAUUAUAUCUGCUACAUGUUUGUAACUACAUACUCGAAAAUACUGAAGCACGUUUAAAUACGCACUGAAUGUACUUUGUGUGUGUGUGUGCGCGGGGAGCGGUCGUGCAGUGGGUUGGCACACUGCGCUAUGAUGCAAGUGACCCCGAGUUGGAUUCCUGGCCACGGUAAAUGUCGGUGCCGAGUGACAUCUGAACCUGUCCUGGGCCCUCCGUCCCCCAAACAGGUCGACCUGAGCCUGAAAUGAGUACCUGGUGUGAGGUUUUGUAGACCUUAGAAUUGGGGGAAAAAUUAAUGUUACCGUGCAUGGUGCUGGCCUUAAUAGGUGCUCGCUAAUAACCCUUGCAUCGACAUUCAUAUGUAGGCUUACAAGGGGAUCGUUGUUUUGUGUGUGUGUGAGCACAUGUCACUGUUAUGUAUGGUGGAGGUUGUGUGUUUUUAUGCACAGGGUGAAAUCUGCCUUCCGUGAAGGCCUGAAGUUGGAAGAAGACGUAUUUGCGUGGUCUCAUCACGUGCCAGGCCCUUGUGGAAACAUUUCCAAUAUCCAGUCAAAUUGAAUGCAUUUCACCUGGGCUUGUGCACCUGCCGUGCAUUGGUCGCGCCUCUGAAACAGCUGCUGCUGCCGCUACGCUGGCACGCAGACCCGCGUUGUAUUGUUUUUUUGCCGGCUGUGAUCAUUUUUGUGCAUUAAAUCAAAAGGCGCAUUGCCCGCCAGCGUGCGGCUGUGAAAGUUGUGCGAGGAUGUUGAUGCGCGCGCCUUCGGCUCUGAACGCACGUGAAGUAAAGAGUUUCGACUUUUGAAAGUAGCGCGUAAAUGUUCUGUACAUUUAUUGUUGUUUAGCGUUUGCGGUGAAAAGGCGGGUGGGGGGGGAAUGGUGUAAUACGUAAUGCAACGUUGUCUUCUUAAAGAAACCUACACUCCGGAUGAUCGGUGCGUUUCUUCUGUCAUACAUCUAAUCCGCGUCUCCGAUGAACACGAUUGACUGCGGAUGGUGCGAAAGAAGUUCUGCAUACAUGCGUCGACGCAUUAUCCGGCACAACUGCCCUUGUCGUUUCUCCCAGCCUGCUCCCACCCCCUCCCCCUAUCGUCGUCACCGUGAUCGGGUAGCUUCCCCUUGUGGCUGCAAGGGGUCACGCGAACCCAUUGCGAACAAACACACGGUCGUCAAGCCAUAGCUAUACUUGGAGAUGAAACGCAAGAAAAACAUUCGAUUGGGGGAAAAGAAAAACAGCCAUUUGUGCAUCAUGCAACAACAACAAAAAAACCCACGUAGACUUUCGCUACCAAUAUUAUUCAUAAGGAAGGUUUUUGGGUUGCAGUACGUAAGUAUAAAUGUUGUCGUGACUAUUCGGGCGAAUCGGCCGAUUUGAUCCUAGAUGUAAUUAGAAGCGAAACGUCGUUUUCAAAUUGUGAAUGUUGUGGAUGUAUUCUCCCAACACGCCUGUGGGCUGAAGUAGUUAACUAAUUGGCGCGUGUUGUUUACGUGACAAACCUUACUGGCUGUGUCGGGUGGUGGAGGGUUACGACACAUUUAUACUUACACGAUCUAACCCAAAAACCUUUAUUAUGAGAAGAACCCCCCUCCCCCCCCCCCCCCCCCCACAUCGACAUUUCCUGAAGAAGUGCCUUUUGGGCAUUUUUUUAUCGUAGGUGACCAUCAAAAUCAAUUUGACCAAAUGAGCGUAUUGGCAGUCCACGGGUGGUGCGCGGUAAAAAAAAACGAAGCUAAAUUUUCGCAAUUAUUUAUUUUCCUUGCAAUUCGCAACUCCCGGUCAGAAAUAAUAAUUUCGGUGGUGGUGGUGCGUCAAAAUCCGUUCUCGUCAUGUCAAAGCAGCCUGACGACGAAUGUCGGUUCAAAUUGCGUGUUUUUAAAAAAUAAUUUUUUUAAUGAGGACCGGUGUGUUUUGCUGCACCGGUGUGUACCGCCAGUACGUCCAAAUGUGACGUGGUGGGACUGCAGCAGUGAUGCAGCAGCCCACAAGGUGUCUACCACUGCAUAGGUGCUGCUGCUGCUGCUGCCAGUUAGUCAGCCACGCGUGCUCAAAUGUAUUCUGAUGGUGACCUAAGGCAAAGAGGACGACUGCCAUUUUUUUUAUGCAGGAUAUGCUGUUUUUUGUUGUUACGUAAUGCACAAAUGGCCGUGUGCCUUGGUUUUGCAACGUAUUGUCACGCAGCCGUUCUCCGCUUGGAAGGAUGCAGCAGUCCCCUGCGUUUGCGCUCUGCCAGUGGGUCCCCUCGCUGCGUUCUAAAUCCGAGCGUGCAAACAACAAACACGAAUGGGGACAACACCAUUUUAUUUAUAUCUCUCACGUGGGCGCCAUUAGCUCACAUUCUACAUUGAACACGGCAAGGCUAUAAUUUAAGCGUUCUUCAGAGCAAGAACGCAGUUUCGAGACAAAUUUGUUUUACUUGUGGAGGUUUUUUUUUUGUACGUGGCGGUGAAGUUAACCAAUUUCCAAGCAUACAACGCUACACAAUUCGAAAAACAUUUUUAUUUUAUUUUAGCCAUUCUGAUAAUAAUACAGGAGGUGUUUAAAGAUGUUGAAACGCCGAAUUGACGCCUCUUGCAACUGCGACAUGCUUUGAAAAUGUAUACAUUGUCUUUGAAACUGAUUGGCCUAUACCAGAGACGGCCUUCAUUAUGGUCUUUAUCCAUAACAGUGUUUUUGGGUUCGAUCGCGUAAAUAUAAAUGUGUCCUUAAACCCGCCACCACCUUACGACCAAUUAGUAAGGUUUGUCACGUAAAUUGAACGUGCCAAUUCGUCAGUAGUACAGCACUAACCGGUGUGUGCUGAUCUAGUAACGAAUUGGCAUUUACGUGACAUACGUUACUAGUUGGCUGUGCCGCUUGGUGGAGGGCUUAAUGACGCCUUUGUAUAUAUAGACGAUCUAACCCAAAAACCUCUAAUGGAUGAUGUUGGUCGCGAAAGCCCUCCCACGUGUUCUAAACUUUAAAGCCUUCAAUUGCAUGGUUUGUUUUCAUCACACGCACAAUGUGUGGUUGACGCAGACUCGAUGCCUUGCAAUUGACGUGUCUAUCUGGCGUAUGAACAUCUUAACACCGCUUUGUUGUUCGUGCCGGUGAGUGCUAAGGCAAUUUUUUAUAUAUUGCUACUGGCAGGAGAAUGGGGGUCCCACAGAUAACGGUUUCUCACACGGGUGUAUUUGUGCGAGCGUACCCUUAUCAAUCGAUGCAUCACACAAUUAAAAAAAAUUGUACAGUGAUGAUUGCCAAGGUUCGCGUUUCGGCACCACGUGCUGACGUUUCAUAUCCAAUAGACAGCCUCUAUUACGGUGGGAUGACACGGAAUCAUCUCGUGUGUAUGCCUCUCCCCCGCCCCUCUGGGGGUACAGCUAAUACAGCAAGAGGGGGGUUUCAAAGGCUUAGGUGGGUUACAUUUAGAUGGAAUCCACGCUGACAAGGAAGAUAACCGCUCCCCCACCCCACAACCUCCCGAGUGCCUUACGGAAAAAAAAACCCACAACCGUUUUUUUUUACCUCUGGCUAGAAGUACACGGUUACAAACGCAGUCGGUCAUGAAUGUCACCGUAUAUCCACAGAGCAGCACCCAUCUGCAGUGAUCGGGAAUAGCUGCCGGGUACGGUACAGUUCAGUUCUCCCGGCCGCCUCGCACCACUUUGGCCUUCGUUUAAACAUCCGAGACUCUCAAUAAUCGAUUUGGCUAUUUAUAAUUGAUAUGUCGGUAUGUUUUUGAUUCCCGGCUCCUUGGUAAAUCUUCAUUGUCGGCAGUUUGUUUGGGAAAUGAACGCCGACUCUUGCAACGUCCCUUCCUCCCCCCCCCCCCUUGUCAGAAACAGAAUAUGUAUUUAUACUGGAGGAUUCCGAUGAGCUAUAAUGCUCUUAAUUUUUUUUACAGAUGUAACUGGACACCGCGGGUCUGUGCAAUGACAUGGACACGUUUGGCUCCGAUAAAACCAUGUCUCUCGUUUGCGUUCGCGCCCUGUGCAAUGAACCCAAGUGAAGGGGCUGGCUGCUAGAUUUGAGCAUUAAAACUCCAAUUGUGUUUUUCAGUUUUCCCUGUGCACAAUUUAUGCAAAAAACAAAUCCACGACGAUUCUGUCCCCGUGUGGAUGAAGAGAGGGCCGGUGGGAGAAGUCGGUUUAAAACAGAAGUUUUCACUUGUUGUUUUGUCGAUUUUGGGCGUUGGAACGAUCUUCGAUUUUCAUUUUAAAGAGGUCGUGCUUACACACACGCACACAGACACGCACACUCAUGUGUGUGUGUGUGGGGAGCGGUUGUGUGGUGGUUAACGCGCAGCGCUAUGAACCCGGCAACCUGGGUUCAAUUCCCGCUCACGGCCAACACCAGUGACGAUUAUCUGAACCGGUCCCGUGCCUCCCCUAGGUCGACUCAAACGAGUACCUGGUGCGGUGUGUAAACAUCGCCACUGGGGAGAUAAAGGCGGUCGGGCGUGGUGCUGGCCACCCACCCCACUCGUGUGCCGUUCCGGCCUUCAUAGGGUGCUCGCUAAACUUGCACUUGCCCCAACAGCCAAGGCUUCACGCGGGGGAUCUUUGUCUUUGUGCGCUUUGCGCCCGUGUUUGUUUACCUUCGCGUGCACACUUCUACACGCACGAGUGAACGAACGAACGGUCGCGUCUGUGUUCGCGGGUGUUGGUGGUUGGAGGAGGAGGGGGGGGGGCAGCGGGCAGCGAAACCUUGGCACUAAAAGCAAACCGUGCGUUAGAUUGCAAUUGAUCAACAUCGUUGCCCUUGUGAGCCCGUCAAACCCACUGGUCGCUGUGUGGCACGAGCGUGCACAAUAGACACGCACGCUCUCCGCUCGCUCACUCAGUCGGCGUAGUGACACUUAACACACACGUGCACGUGCGUGUGUGCGCGUGCGUUCGCCGGAUCGGGUUCAACCGCCGGUGUUUGCACGAGUCCACAAGUGGUCGCCGGUCGGACACAAACGCAGAACGCCAACAGAUUUCGUCAAACGACGCUGCGGUUGCUUUUAGGGGGUCGUACCGCCACGCGUCGUUCGGCACGAUGUGUGUUCACCCACCCACCCAGCACCACACCCCCCCCCCCCUCGACGUUUCGCUCCACGUGCUGCUACAGGAAUUCAACGUUUUGUCCCGCAGCAGCACGUGUGCCGAAACGUCGGACAUCGAGCCGAACGGAGAGCCGCGUGCGGGGACAACCCCCCCCCCCCCCGCUCGAGACGUUGAGGCAACCAGCUGCUGUCGAGCACGCACGCAAAUCCUAAUCUUUGCGAGUUUCUCCUUUUACGGUAGGGCCCGGUAGCGUGAUAAGUCUUUCCGCUGUCCCGGCCAGGUGUACUCUGAGUUCGAAUUGGCGUCCACCCCCGACCACCUACCCCCUCCCAUGGGGGUGGGUGGGGGGAAACGGUGGUGGUGAUGGGGGGGGGGGUGGAAGUUAUAAAUAGCUUUCCAUCUCUAAUUCACACACUUGAGUGGUGGUGGUCGCGGCUAAAAGCAUUGGCGCACUGGGCGCUACGAUUACAAUUAAGAGCUGUACGUUGUGACCCAACAACGAUCUCACGUUUGGCUGGCAGAUUUUGUUUGGCCAGCAUAUUUAUAGCUUAAUACGACCUGGACUGGGUAAUUUGUGCUAUGUAUAUGUGUGUGUACACAGAAUGAAAUGGAACAAAAAACAAGGCGUAUAUUUCUAGAGCGUAAUUGAGUUGUUUUAAGGUCUGAAAAAAAAAUGUACGCGACUUUAGCUCUUUGCCGAUGUGUCUCUCCGGUCAACGUUGCGUAUCGUGCUGCACGAGGUCGCAUCUCUGUCACGGCGUUCAGCAGAUCAACGCACCCUUCACAUCCACGCGAUUCACUACGUAAAACAAUGUAAUACACAAAUCAAAAUUGCACGUUAAUUUUUCAACGUACAUUUCAAUAUUAACCUUGUGACUUUGCAGUUUUGCUAGUUAUUUGGUAACUGGCGCUAGCUACAAUGUAUUUCUCCCCCCCCCCUUCGUACCAGCGAGGCCACGCAGCCAAUGGGAUACGCUGCGGCGCAGCCCAUUGGGUCGCGUCGCGCUGUGACGCUACAGCUAGAUGUGACGUCACAAUCACAUAUGACGUCACUGCAACACGUGUCGGGGUGGGGUCCAAUUUUAUAUCUAGUCCUGCUGUUUUGGGUACGGGCGGGGUUGAUUUUUGUUUCGCUUCGAACAAUCGAGAUGCUUCGGGUGACUGGGUCUGAGGCCUCUUCAGCGCGAGCCGUUUGAUGGUCACGUGGCUCUCUUCCGAGUGACCAGCCCAACGGGGAAGGGGGGGGGCAGCAGCUCUGAAUCUGAGUUCCUGCUCGGCUGGAGGAGGAAUCCGAGGGGGGACGCCACGGUGGCGAGAUGUUAACUACCUCGCCUGGUAUGCAGGAGGUCGUGGAUUCGAUCCCGACCCCGUGACGCCUGCUGUAUAUGUGGAGUUUGCGUGUGUCUCUCUCUCCCCGUGGUCGUGUGAAUUUUUCUCCGGGUCCUCCGGUUUUUCCCUCCACAGUUUAGUUCGGAACAACAUCAUGCGUCGAAAGUAAAACAAUGGUUUAGUUUUAGCAGCAGAAGCAGCAGGUUGGUCGCCACCUCCAGGUGUUGGGGGGGGGGGACUGGGAAGGGGGCCGGCCAUGAAACUCGUGGUGGUCGUGAUGGUCUUCGGGGGUGGUGUUGGAGCCGGGGGCUGAACGAGGCGGAGAUCGGGGGGAGGGGGGGGGGUGAUCUUGACUGUUUUGAUGAAGUGAAACCAAAGUGGUUGAUUUAUUUCGUUUGUCAGUCCUGUAGGGUUGGUAGCAUUCGACACUUUUCGUCAUCCGUGUCUCGUCAUAUUUUCUCAUCGUUCUCUUGUCCUUUUCACAUCAAGCAAUUUCACUAUCGAGUAGGAAGAUACAGGAGUUCUUCUCCCCCCCCCCUCCACACGCGCACGCUGUGACGAGGUGUCACUGAAGUGGGAAUGUCUUCCAAAAUGCGGCGUUAUCAAGCACGUGCAAUGAAAUAAAUAAAUGCGCCCAACAACAACAACAGCUGAUUGCCUCAAACCUGCGCAUGGUCCGUUACUGUGGCGCUGUUAUCAUUGUGACUACUCGAUACCGUUGGUGCACGCACGUCUGUGUGUGUGUGUGUCGAGGGGGUAUGUGGAGAAAAUAAAAACCUCGCAGUAAAACAAAAAGUCUAAAACAAAGCGCAGGAAAGUGGAUGUACAAGGCUGGAGUCACCUGACGACCCUAAAGCCUGUGGCGGCCUCUACCUCCAAAGGGCUGCGAGGAGAUGCGGCAAGUUGCCGUGGCGCUGGGGAAAGCUGGAGAGGAGGGGCGGGGGGGGGUGUGUGAAGAUCGCCUUCAGAACGAUUUCUCAUUCGCCGUGCCGUGUUCACAGAGGGGGGUGUUAAGCGCCGCCGUGACGGCUUGGGUCAUUCGGCGGUGUUUUUCUGCCAUCUCGGCCACUGAAGCGUCGCCUGCUUUGCUGCGCUUGCUGGGUCUCGUUCUCGCGCUCGGCGUGAAAGCCUGGACCGCGUCGAGUGGUCGAGAUCGGCAUUUGUCCAAAGGAUCUGUCUUUGUGACAGUCAGCCUCUGCUCACCCCCCCCCCCCAAUAUUCUUUGCUUACAAUUACCAACGGUGAAUUGUAAUUGACUUCAACCCGGAAGGGCAGUUAGGCCCACGGAUUGCAAACGUAUUUUUACGGAUACAAAACGUUGUGAAGUUGGCAUAUCGAUUUAAAUGAUUGGAAUCGACCACGGUUUAAUUUAGAUCGUAUUAAUAGAAAUGAAAACUGAUUUUCAUCGUCAAACAACCUGACUUUAAAACAAUUGACCGUAAUUUUUCGACUUAAAGCUUUCGUGACUGCAGGGAUUCAUCUUCCUGGUUCUUUCGGUAAAGUCACGUAGAAUGGAAAUAAAAAAAUAAAAUAAAAAUCACGUAGAAUGGAAAUAAUAAAAUAAAAAAGCAAUAAAAACAUAUUAUGUUUUAUUCUUAUUAUUUUAUUAUUUCCAUUCUACGUGACUUUACCGAAUGAACCAAGAAGAAUUGACCGUAAUGGCUACACAACAAAUGUCAGACUCCGUAUGGAGUCUAUACUGGAAAUGAACAACACCAGCCGUUCGCCACUAAGUUGCAGUGAAAUCGCCACAGCGGCUUGUGCCACGCUCGGUGCACGUUGGGACAAGCACGAUGCUUAAUACGACGAUGACGACCACGAUGAUGAUGAUGACAUUUUCCAUGAGUGAACCCAGUAGGUUCCUUCACAGCCGGUAUAUGAAGCUUGGUGCAGAACGUAAAUAGACGCUCGUUUGGACGUAACGUGUUGCGGUCGUGGUUAUUUCUACUCCCGAGUGAAGCCGCCUCUGUGUCUGUCUGUGUGUGUGCGUGCGUGCGUGUGUGCGUGUGUGCGUGCGUGUGUGCGUGCGUGCGUGUGUGCGUGUGUGCGUGCGUGCGUGUCUGUGUGUGUGCGUGUGUGCGUGUGUGCGUGUCUGUGUGUGUGCGUGUGUGCGUGUGUGCGUGUGUGUGCGUGUGUCUGUGUCUGUGUGCGUGCGUGUGUGCGUGUGUGCGUGUGUGCGUGCGUGUGUCUGUGUGUGCGUGCGUGCGUGCGUGCGCACGCGAGCCGUCUGUAAUUACGACCGAGCAUCGGCACGAAUGAAACCCGUGGCAUAAAGGCCGCUUUGACUCCCGAGCGUGACCCCGAUGUAGCUCGCACGCCUGGGCCAAGAACAAGAAUGAUGGAUUUCGCUGGGCCCGCCACCACCCUCGUCGUCCCCCUACUCCCUCCCACCAACACCUUCCGCUGUACCUGAUGCACGAAUCCCUUUUUAAAUCCUUUAUAUUAAGUUCACUUGCUUACGACCGUGCAAAUCUUUCGGUCGUUUUUUAAUCCACUUCCCGUGAUCCAAUCGAGCUGACAUUCUGCACACUGACUCGUUGUGCGUGACAAUGUAUUUUCGUGAAUUUUUUUUCCAAAAUGUUAAACUUUUAAGGAUUUAUUCAUUUAUUUAAUUACCAAUUGCUUAAUGCUGGCAGGUAUUCAUCUGACCCAUAGGUGGCAGCCAUCUCAAGCCAGAAGACGAGAGGACUCUAGCCGCCACGCAUAUAAAGGAUUUAUAGUGAAAAACUGAGUUUUUACGGGUUAAUUUUCCCGGUGCACGUUAGGGGGGGGGGGGGGGUUCGUUUUGUUGCGCGCUUCGUUUUGGGUAAAAUGCAAUAGGCGGGGUUGCGCCCAACACGGGUUUACGGAAACUGCGGCGAGAAGUGGAAACCGGCGAGCGUUGACGGACACGCGCGCACCUCGAACCUCGUGUGGCACUGCGCGUUGCCAAUCGUGUUAAGUCGGAGGCGCGGGGGGCAGGACACAACAUGCAGUUUAAAGGAAUGAGUUUUCGAAUCCGAGCAGUGGUUCUUCACUUUUGCAGCAGCCUUGCACCCCUUUCGAUCUCAAUCGUUAAUUAUGUUUUUUUAAAUAAUGUUAAUAAAUGCAUUGGUUUGGGUGAAACAAAGUAAGUUGUUACUUACGUGCCCCUGCUUAAUUUGUGUUUCGACGAUUUGCCUUUUUAAAAUAAAUCUGGCCGUGCCACCCUAGGUUAAGAAGAAUAAGAAGAACCACUGGUCUAGAGUGACGUAAAUGCGAAGCGAAGGUUUGAAGGUCAGACCUGGACGCCCUCUGUGGGGUAGGGCUACCGAGUGACGGGACGGGCUGCUGUUUUGCUAGGGCGACGGGUUGCGUGGCCUUGGGAGCGAUGGUACAGGGCGGGUCAAAGGGUUCUCUGGGCACCGACCGCGUCAGAAAACGCGUGGUGGGGCCUUAAGAGGGAGCGAAAAAAAUCAGUCCGUGAUCUCGGCCCAUCGAGACCGAUCAAGAUGUGAAAACUGCAAUCGGUCUCGUGUGCUUGCACAUUGUUAACAAGGCCCGUGUGUGUGUGACAUGAACUCCGUAAGCUCAAAUUAAUGAUUAUAUUGUUGCUAACCGUGCCUUGAGACUGUUUUGCGAAAGAUGCCUUUUUACAAGUGCAAAUUAUUGUUAUUUAUACACUUUAGAGCUUCUCAUUUAGUUCACUUUAUCGUCUUGUUUUUUUUGUAAUUUGUGAUUUUUUUGUAAUAAUGUAAUCUAUUGUGCAAUAGUUAUUACUGUUACAAACGUACACUGUAUUGAACGUAUUUUCAGUCGGAUUCUGACUCGUUUUUAUGACCCGUAUUUGUUUUGCUCAUGAAUGAUUGAAUGCGACCGAGUCUUAAGAUUUGCGGAGAGAGAGAGUACAUAUUUUGCAACAAAAAACAACCUCUUAUCAAAAUGCACGUGAUUUAUGAUUAUUUCAUUUUGAAGAGAAAAAUAAAACCCAGGAAUAAAAAGAAUAUAAUUAUUAUGGA
Messenger RNA from Lethenteron reissneri (Far Eastern brook lamprey), 15542 nucleotides. Its product is annotated as ATP-sensitive inward rectifier potassium channel 12-like. Gene Ontology annotation, cellular component: plasma membrane. Gene Ontology annotation, molecular function: inward rectifier potassium channel activity. Gene Ontology annotation, biological process: potassium ion import across plasma membrane; regulation of monoatomic ion transmembrane transport. The record is from RefSeq and is a predicted model, not a curated record. NCBI's taxonomy places the organism in Eukaryota, Metazoa, Chordata, Hyperoartia, Petromyzontiformes, Petromyzontidae.